Candoia aspera is the source of this 1553-nucleotide messenger RNA. RefSeq names its product P2X purinoceptor 6-like. Gene Ontology annotation, biological process: response to ATP; calcium ion transmembrane transport. Gene Ontology annotation, cellular component: nuclear inner membrane; plasma membrane; cell junction. The record is from RefSeq and is a predicted model, not a curated record. NCBI's taxonomy places the organism in Eukaryota, Metazoa, Chordata, Lepidosauria, Squamata, Candoiidae. Bases 1 to 1506 code for a protein of 501 amino acids. The transcript has 14 exons. Gene Ontology annotation, molecular function: extracellularly ATP-gated monoatomic cation channel activity; purinergic nucleotide receptor activity.
AUGAAAGCCAACAACUUUAUCAACUGCUUCAUUCAACUCACUCUACGCCGUAGCACAGCUAGUGCAACAAGAAAAGAAAUGACAUCCAGCCUGGUGUCCCUAGAGAGAAGAAAGUUGGAUUUACAGAUAGCGUCAAGCCCUGCUUGGAUCAAUGCUUACUCUGGCCUUUGGGAUUACGAAACAGAGAAAUUUGCAGCGAUCAGGAACAGAAAAAUUGGGCUCUUGUACCGCCUGAUCCAACUUGGAAUCCUUGGCUACAUUUUGGGGUGGGUGCUUCUAGCCAAGAAGGGUUACCAGGAGAAGGACACCAAUCCCCACAUCUCUGUGGUCACCAAGCUGAAAGGGAUUUCAGUCACACACAUUAAAGAACUAGGAGACAGGCUGUGGGAUGUGGCAGAUUACAUGAAACCUCCACAGGGAGAAAGUGUCUUUGCGGUGACCAACUUCAUUGCAACUCCAAAGCAAGUGGAAGGCUUACUUCCUUGUCUCUGUCUUUUGCAGCAUCCCUCUAUUCUUGAUGGACAUUGCAGGCAAGAUUUGGACUGUUUUGCAGGAGAGCCUGUUGUCCAUGGAAAUGGUAUAAAAACUGGGAAGUGUGUCCAAUUUAAUGCCUCCCAUAGCAGCUGUGAGAUCUACGGGUGGUGUCCAGUGGAAAAGGGAGCCUUGCCUAGGAAACCACUUUUGGCCGAAGUGGGGAAUUUCACUCUUUUCAUUAAAAUCACCGCCCACUUUACCAAGUUUAAGCUCUCCAGAUACUGCCAUUUCUUUCUCGCCCCAGAGUUCUCUCUGGCAGUGAUGCCGCUGCGCUGCUUUUGCAAAACUUUAGCCGUUUGUGUGGUUUCCUUUAAGACCAAUGUUCUAGAGACAACAGAUGAUACCUACUUCAAGGGGUGUCGGUACAGCAACGGUGAAAGCCCGUACUGCCCUGUCUUUUGCCUUUGGGACAUGGUCAGCGCAGCGGGAGGAAGAUUUGAUGAGCUGGCCAUCCGGGUGGGUUCUCCUCCUGCGCUGAUCAGCAGCCUUCUUGGAUGCCUCUCCCAAACAAACUGGGACUGCAACUUUGACCAGCCUCCGUCAGAAUGCCAGCCUCGCUACUCCUUCCACCUCCUGGAGAAGGCGUCCAGUUUCAGAACUGCCACCUGUUAUCAGGAUCCAGUACACAGUCUCUCCAGGAGCUUGUUGAAACUCUACGGCAUCCAUUUUGACAUUUUGGUCCUGGACCAGGUGCUUUCCCUCAUAGCCAGUGCCCUCCCUGAUAGGUUUAUAGGAGCCCACCCGGUCGUGGUCCCUCAGGUGCUUGACAAGGCAUCACAGGGUGCUGUAUUUUGUGACCUUGUUCUGUUGUACUUUGACACUAAAGCCGAAUUUUAUCAGAGUGCGAAGUAUGAGGAGGCAAAGCCCCCAAAAGCCAAAGUCAACAUCGCUUUGAAACCAGAUGACUUACAAGGAGAAAAGGGAUCUUUGGCAGACGAGUGCCCGUCUGAAAGAGGAGAUGUUGGCACCUAGCUGGCAUUUCUGUUUAAACAUUUUCAGUUUGAAGAAGGGGCCCUUCC